Messenger RNA from Ruditapes philippinarum (Manila clam), 1347 nucleotides. RefSeq names its product sentrin-specific protease 2-like. Gene Ontology annotation, biological process: proteolysis. The record is from RefSeq and is a predicted model, not a curated record. Gene Ontology annotation, molecular function: cysteine-type peptidase activity. Lineage: Eukaryota; Metazoa; Mollusca; Bivalvia; Venerida; Veneridae.
AACCAAGCUGAGCUUGACCUCAUUCAAUAAAUCUGAGGCAGACAAAUUCUACAAACAUCUAGAAGUUUGUGAAAAGGAAUUAAUCAUCAUUCCUAUUUGCGAUAACGUCCACUGGUUCCUAGCGGCAUUGUACCCAAGAAAAGGUCAGCUCUAUAUUAUCUGCUCCCUAGGGCAGACUUACAAGAAUGUUGCGUACACACUGAAACGGUACUUCUUACCAAGAAUUUCAAGAGUUGCGCAAGAUAUUGCAGUCAGCUACCCUAAGGUUCCAAGACAAAACAAUGGAAUUGAUUGUGGUGUUUUCACAAUCUACUAUGGUUCUGAUCUGAUACAGAAGAAUCACAAAGAUUGGACAACGCUUGGCGGCCAUGGUUCAAGAGUUAAACUUUUGAAAGAGUUGGAGGAGAUGAAAUAGAUUAUGUUAUAAGAGGCAUUAUGAUUGCUAAUACCAAAGACAUUAUAUUAACAUUAAGGCUGCAUGCCUCCAGAUGAACCAAAAUAUUUCAAGAAAAUAUAACUUGAGAAAAAUGUAUUAACGUUUUAUGAAAAGUAAAAAGACUAAAGAUAAAAGUAAUAAUUUCCAUGUUAUUUGCUAUUGAUGGCCAAUUUUUCAGUUAUUUUCACCAUAUUUCUACUGCGUUACUAACGCAGUAAGGGUUAAUUUUGCAUAUUUUUACCUCUUUUUUUUGUAAUUUAACAUGGUUGUAAGUGCCUUUUGAAAUGUGCAUAUUAUUUUCUCUGUCAGUUUAACAAUAUUUUACUUUUAAAUACAUUUUCAAAAUUUUCAUGAACAUUAUCAGGAAUCUAGAGGUGUGCUGCUUUAAUUAAAGCCAAGCAAAUUGUACAUAGUUCAUCCUCUUGUAUAUGCUCAUUAUGCUUACUUGUUUUCAGUGAGUUUAAUCAUUCAUGUCUUUUUGUAUUUGUCAUGUGUAAUGUUAAUUGUAUCAUGUAACAAGAAACAUAACUUGUUUUCGUUACUUAAUAAAGAAUCUUGAAUUGAAUUGAAUUAAAUUAGAUAAUAUUUUUGUUUUACAAUGUCUAUCAGAGCAAACAUCUCUUUUGUGUUUGUCAGUAUUUACUAAAGAGUUUGAUUAUAUUGUUCAUGAUAAUUCAUGGUAUAAGUUGAUAAAACUGGGACAUUAAGUGGAGACAUUUAAAUAUUUUAAAAUCUAUGUAUACAACAUUAAAAACAAGAGUAAAACAUUGUAGUAGAUUAAGUGAUCCAUACGAAUGUUUUCUUGGUGUUAACAAGGAGAGUGUUUGUCUCCCUAUCUCUUUCCCAUGUAUCUGAAAACCUUGAAGAUGAAUUCAUAAAAAGUGAAAUUAAAUGUACUGAUGUUGAUAUGU